AUGGCAUUAACGCUUUUCUUGGUCCCCCCCCCCCUUGAACCGACUGAGAGCAAAGAGGUUUCACAGGAAGAAAAAGAAAUUGUAGACUUAGAGCAACAAAUUGAACAGCUGAUGAGUAAGAAGAAGGAAAUUAAAGCAAAAUUAGGGGGAAAUGAGACAUCUAAGGAAGCAGAGGUUGUGGAGGUGCUACAGCCAGGGGUUUUAAAAGUGCCAGUAGCAGCAAUUGAGAAGAGUUUCCUACAUCGAGAGUUUAAAAUACAAGGGGUAGUGGGAGAGCCAGGACAAAAGGACAAACUAGGGUAUCAGUCAUUGAUUUCGCAGAUAGAAGGCGGUCUGAAAAAGAAAUAUAGUGAAGUUGAAGUGAUCAAUGCUGUAAUUAGAGCAGUACAACCCGGUUUGCAGCUGAGAAGUUAUUUAGAAAGUGUGCCCAACCUUACUUUGCCAAAACUAAGGAAAAUUCUACGCUUCCAUUACCAUGAAAAAAGCGCUACAGAACUGUAUCAAACACUUGCUAACAUCACACAACUUCCAAAAGAAGACCCUCAAUCUUUUCUAAUCAGAGCACUAACUGUUCGACAGAAAAUUAUAUUUGCAUCAAAGGAGUCGGGCAGUAACAUCACCUAUGACGAAAGUUCUGUUCAAGGACUUUGCCUCCAUGCCUUAGAAACCGGUUUAAUUGACGAGACUAUCCGUGCUAAGAUGAGACCUACACUCAAGAACCCAAGUAUUGCAGAUGAAGAUCUCAUAGAGGCAAUGAGUAUGGCAAUGUCGGCCGAAACAGAGCGCCUCAAUAAAUUUGGUGCUUCGGGCAGAGCUAAACAAGCAAGUGUAUCUUCUCUGGAAAUGGCAAAAAGUAACAUUAAGGAAAAGAAGGAAGACGGAAGAGUGUUAGCUGCUCUUAAAGCAGUCCAGUCAGACAUGGCUACCAUGCAAACCGAAAUGAAGACACUGCAAGAGACAGUAUCUAAAGGACACAAACGGGAAAGCAGAGAGGAAAGUGGUAUGUAUGUACCGCUUAGUCAGCCGAAGCGUCAUGGAUGUCAGAAAUGUCAAGAUGAGGGUAUGCCCAAUGCAUGUGAUCAUUGUUUCAUUUGUGGUGGUUCAAACCACGUUGCACGAUAUUGCAGGCUUAAAAAUAGGAAUCAGGGAAACCGGAAAGGGCUGCCCCCGAGGGACAGGGAGUAGCCCCACCAAAAGAAUCAACAAAGUCCCAUCAUUGUAAUAACUGCUCAACGAAAGAAACAGUGUCUGGUGAAUUUAAUAUUUGUUCUGUGUGUAAACUUGUGCGAUAUUGUUCACGUAAUUGCCAAAAGAAACACUGGGAUGAACACAAAACACUUUGUACAGCUAUUAAGAACCUUUAUACUUCAACAGAGCGAGGAUUAGGAGAUUCUGCUGAUGAAAAUGUUUUUAUUAGUCACCUUACGCCCAGUCAAAGAAAUACUGUGGCGAAACUAGUAGGAGAAAAGUGUCACGUUCGAUGUGAGCUUAAUGGUACAGAAACUGACGUGUUAUGGGACACAGGAGCCCAGGUUUCAAUAAUACCAGAAAGAGUCCUGCGUGAAAAUUUCCCCAACCUUUUGGUUAAGGACAUUAGAGAAUUGCUAGCAAGUGGAGCAGACUUAAAGCUAGAGGCGGCUAAUGGGACUCGGACUCCCUACAAUGGACGGGUAGGAAUAAACUUUAGACUAUUGGAUGGUGUGACAAGUGAAAUUUCAGUACCAUUCUUAGUGACCAAAGAAGAACUUAGCAUUCCAAUUAUCGGUUAUAACGUAAUCGAACUGUUUAUUAAGGAUAAUAAUCCCGAACAGGUGCUACCAGCUGUAACGAGAAGUUUUGUGAAAACGGAUGCAAACGCUCUGAUUAACUUUAUUCGAAGUGACAGUAGUGAAAGUCUAUGUGCCAUAAGAACCUCAAAAAAGAAUGUUAUUAUUCCAAAAGGCGAGUCAGUUAGUGUGUCGUGCCGCGCUAACACUGGUCCGGUGCAAUGUGAUAGCCCAGUGCUAUUUGAGCCGAACAAAGAAGUCAAUUGGCCUUCUGGUCUGACAAUCCAGGAAAUUUUAACCACCAUCAAAAGGGGAAAGUCCAGCAUUAUAGAUAUCCCAGUCUCAAAUACUACUGGACGUGAUAUUGUUUUGCCCAAACGCUUAGAACUUGGUCGUCUUCAGUUAGUACGUUCUGUAACUCCGCUAGAAGUUAAAUUAAGUGAUGAGGGUACGGAAUACCAGGAGAACAGUCUUGCUGAUAAGUCGGAAACAAGUUGUAAAUCAAACUCGAAUGGACCCAAAGAAUCUAAAGUUCCUGAAGUAGACUUGAGUGAUUUGACAACCGAACAACGACGACAAGCAAGAGAAAUGUUAUGUCAGGAAGCGGACGCCUUUGCACAAGAUGACGAAGAUAUACAAAUGAAAAUCAACUUGACGGACCAUGAACCAGUACAGAAGAAUUAUCUUUCCAUCCCACAACCGUUAUACCCGGAGGUAAAAGCAUACAUCGAGGACCUGCUAAAUAGAAAUUUCAUCCGGAAAUCAAGAUCACCGUAUUCUAGCAGUGUAGUGUGUGUGCGAAAGAAGGAUGGUGGAAUGCGCUUAUGCGUGGAUUAUAGAAGUUUGAACAAGAAAACGGUUCCGGAUCGUCACCCGAUACCUCGUAUACAAGAAACAUUGGACAACCUUGGUGGGAACCAAUGGUUUAGUGCACUUGACCAAGGUAAAGCUUAUCAUCAGGGUUUUGUUGAUAGGCAGAGCCAGCCAAUGACAGCUUUCAUAACCCCUUGGGGUUUAUACAAAUGGAUACGGAUUCCAUUUGGGUUGACCAACGCGCCAGCAAAUUUUCAGAGGUUUAUGGAGAACUGUCUCGACGAAUUAAGGGAUAAUAUCUGUAUACCGUAUUUGGACGAUGUUAUUGUCUACUCUAAGACUUUCAGCGAACACUUACACCACCUACAACAAGUUCUGCAAAGACUGAAGGAACAUGGCGCCAAGCUAAAGCCGAAGAAGUGCGAAUUAUUUAAGAGAGAAGUGACAUUCCUCGGGCGAAUCAUUUCAGCAAACGGAUACCGAAUGGAUCCCAAAGCAACAGAGGCGGUAACGAAAUUGAAAGGAGUUAGACCCAAAACUGUCGGAGAAGUACGUAAAAUAAUGGGUCUUCUGGGCGUAUAUCGCAAAAACAAUCUGGUGUUGUGA
Messenger RNA from Paramuricea clavata, 3185 nucleotides. The record is from the annotation of a GenBank genome assembly. Lineage: Eukaryota; Metazoa; Cnidaria; Anthozoa; Malacalcyonacea; Plexauridae.